Molecule: messenger RNA, 597 nt
Organism: Acanthoscelides obtectus
Lineage: Eukaryota; Metazoa; Arthropoda; Insecta; Coleoptera; Chrysomelidae
Source: the annotation of a GenBank genome assembly
AUGGCAGUCAAACAAUGGAAGCAUAGCAAGGAAUUGAUUAAAGACAUUAAAACUAAACAGGAUAGAUACGUCACAAAGUAUAAGAAAGAGAUAUGCAAUUCAAAUCCUCGUGAUUUAAUUAUAAUCCAAGAUUUCUAUUCACUGGCUAUAAAAUAUACGUGGAAUUUCCAUGAGGCGGGACAUGGGAAAGGGGCACCUGAUGGAAUUGGAGCUACAUGCAAACGCUCUGCAGACCAACUCAUAGCUCAGAGAGAUGACAUUACGAACUUGUACGACUUUGUAGCUGUGCUUCGAGAAAGGUGUCCAAAUAUAAAUAUCUCUGUUAUCGAAGAUGUCGACAUAGAAAAAUUUAACAAAAUGAUCAAGGAACAUGAGAAAGAGCAGAAACCGUUUAAAGGAACUCUCUUGGUGCAUCAAGUCUCGGGUCAUAUUUAUAAACCUAAUAAACUUUUCUUGAAGUCACUAAGUUGCUUCUGUGAUAAUGACGGUUGUGAUCAUUAUAGGUUGGGGACUAUUACGUACCAAACCAAUACACAGCGGCUUCAAGUUUCAGAUAUUUUCACAGAUUCUGAAGGACUAUUAGUUUGUAAGUAUUAA